Messenger RNA from Penicillium chermesinum, 1314 nucleotides. RefSeq lists its product as uncharacterized. Bases 1 to 1314 code for a protein of 437 amino acids. The record is from RefSeq and is a predicted model, not a curated record. NCBI's taxonomy places the organism in Eukaryota, Fungi, Ascomycota, Eurotiomycetes, Eurotiales, Aspergillaceae. The transcript has 3 exons.
AUGAUGCGCACGCGUGAUCCUAGGAUCCGCCAGCGGAUCAACCAGAUCUCCCAAAACCUCGAAACUGCCAACGAAUCUGCCCAGGAAGGCCUGUACGCUUUCUCCCAGAACUACAUAUCGCCAUGUCUGUCCUCCCUUGGAAACUGUAUAUCUGCGUGCACUGCCUGCUGCAUACCAACGCGUGAAGAUCAGCUGCGGCGCCGGCGCCGCGGCAAUGCGGAAGCCAACUUCGACUUCUACGAUGAUUGGGACAACGACGAAGCCGACGACGGGCUACUGGGCUGGGGCACGGGGGAAUUGGACCGCCUCCUGGCUGGCAGUGGCCUGGCACGGGGCGGUGCGGAGCAGCCGCGACUUCCGCGGCGCAUGAGUUAUGGCACGCGUCACACAAGGCGCAGGAGUACAGUGCUUAAUCCGGAUAACCGAUCCGAUCCGACGGUUAUCCCUAGUUCGUCUCUGCUGGGGUUCUUGGAGCGCUUUCCUUGGAGGCUUGGGGCAAAGGGUGUUAAGUAUCGUCCCUCGGCAUCGGGAUUGCAGGAAAACCCAGGUAACCUACGACGCUAUGUCCAUGAAGACGAGCCGUUGAUGGCUGCUAUGGAUGAGAAUGAGGAGAAUUUAGUUUCUUAUCAGGAUUCUGGACGGCAUCGGACUCCCGCGGGGAUCUGUUCCCCUAGUGAUGACGAAGAAGAUGCAGUUCCGCUAGACGAUGAAUUUGCUCUUGCGCUGGGGCGCCGUGGUACAGGGCUAGAGUCGGAUGACUUGUCGGGCUCGAAACCGGAGAUAAUGAGGUCUCCCUCUGGUACUUCUAGCUUGGCAGAAACGUCAUCACGAAAGGCGAGGCGUGGAAAAAAGAAGCGCUCGUCGACAAAAUCACCAAUGAGUACAGAUCAAGAGGUCAUCCAUGAUGCCGAUAUGCCAUCCCUCGCGGAUUUGAAAAAAGAAGAGGACCAGGCGGCCAAGGAAGAGGAGCUUGCGAUUGAGAAGAGACGACUUGCUGCGCAAGAACUGGCCAUGAAGCGUGGGCUAGAUGCGCAAGACGCGCAGCUGUCCGUAUCCCCAUCUCAGCUUAAAGAGCAUGUCACAGAGCGACCCCUCGAACAAGGUCAAUCGCUGAGCUCCCGUCGAGUUUCUGACAAAUAUGAUCAAAUGUCGACCGAUUCAUCUAUUCGGAGGUUAUCGCGUGACCAGACCGAGCCUUUUCCACCAUUUCCAGCAUCUGCUUCUCUCGCUUCCUCGCCUACCCCUAGCUCCGUACCAGAAGCUAGUAGCAAGACUGCCACUGGCGAUACCGGUGACCCGGAUGCCGGCCAUUAG